Molecule: messenger RNA, 2230 nt
Organism: Drosophila hydei
Lineage: Eukaryota; Metazoa; Arthropoda; Insecta; Diptera; Drosophilidae
Gene: ogre
Product: innexin inx1
Exons: 7
Coding region: 879-1967 (362 amino acids)
Cellular component (GO): plasma membrane; gap junction
Molecular function (GO): gap junction channel activity
Source: RefSeq, a predicted model, not a curated record
UAAGCAAGCGGCGGCAGUCGACGGCGACAGCAGCGCACGCUGGUCUCUGCUCAAAUACAGUCGAAAAAGCGAGCUCAAAACAAUUUCAUUUCAGUUUUUUAACUUCUGUUUUACGUUUGCCGCUGUUUCUGUUACUUCAUUUCAUUAUUAUUAUUUUUUUUUUGUAACUUGUUUUUGGUUCUCUGUGCAUACAAUUGCAGUUGUACACUAUACUCCUGUGAGCAAACGAACUGAACAAGAAACUGCAGUUAGAACGCGCGUUUAUUUGGUUUUUUUUUUUUCAUUUUGAUUUUGGAUUUCAGUUGCGCGUAUUCGGCUGCAGCAACUGCAACGCAACGACGCGACGCGCGCGUUUUACGCACAGCUGCAACAGCAACAACAACAACGUGUAUAGAAAAUAAAAUAAUAUUCAAGAAUAAAACAGAGUGCAGCAGCCCUUCAACGGAAACAACAACAAAAAACCUUACAGAAGAACCUGUUCUGCUGCUGCUUUGUCGUAUGUGUAUGUGUGGCGAGCGCCGCUGUUUAUGCAAAUUCACUACAACAAGAACGACAACACUCGCACAGCUGGCAGCUGACUGCAGCACAGCAACAACAACAACCACACACAAUGAAAGUUCAGUCGAACAGCAACAGCAAACAGUGAAAGAGACCAACGCAAGGGACUUCGAAUUUUUUCGCUUUGAUACACUGAUAUGCAUCGUUUGUGCUGUCUGAUUAAGGGAAACAACAUCAACAACAACAAUAAACGAAAGACGAAGAAACAAUUCGAGCCCUGAAGCUCUGUUCCUCUACAACUACCCAACUCUACAACUCUACAACUCUACAACUCUACACUCUACACUGCAAUAGACUCAGCAAUUUGAUACUGUGCCAAAAUGUAUAAGCUGUUGGGUAGCUUGAAGAGCUACCUCAAAUGGCAGGACAUCCAGACGGAUAAUGCAGUCUUUCGUCUCCACAACUCCUUCACAACGGUACUUUUGCUCACCUGCAGCCUGAUCAUCACGGCCACCCAAUAUGUCGGCCAACCAAUCAGCUGCAUCGUCAAUGGCAUACCGCCACAUGUGGUCAACACCUUUUGCUGGAUCCAUAGUACGUUCACCAUGCCGGAUGCGUUCAAUCGACAGGUCGGGCGUGAGGUGGCACAUCCUGGCGUUGCCAACGACUUCAAUGACAAGGAUGCCCGGAAAUACUAUACCUACUACCAAUGGGUGUGCUUUGUGCUCUUCUUUCAGGCCAUGGCCUGCUAUACGCCGAAGUUUUUGUGGAACAAAUUCGAGGGCGGACUGAUGCGAAUGAUUGUCAUGGGUCUGAACAUCACGAUCUGCACGAGCGAGGAGAAGGAGGCCAAGCGCGAUGCCCUGCUCGACUAUCUCAUCAAGCACGUGAAGCGCCAUAAACUGUACGCCAUGCGCUAUUGGGCCUGCGAGGUGCUCUGCUUUGUCAAUAUUGUGCUCCAGAUGUAUUUGAUGAAUCGCUUCUUUGACGGCGAGUUCAUAUCGUAUGGCACGAACAUCAUGGGACUGUCGGAUGUACCGCAGGAGCAGCGCAUGGAUCCCAUGGUGUACGUCUUUCCGCGCGUCACCAAAUGCAUUUUCCACAAAUAUGGUGCCGGCGGCUCACUGCAGACGCACGAUUCCCUCUGCAUAUUGCCGCUGAAUAUUGUCAACGAGAAGACCUAUGUGUUCAUUUGGUUCUGGUAUUGGAUACUGCUCAUACUGCUCGUCGGCCUGAUGAUAUUCCGUGCCUGCAUCAUCUUCAUGCCCAAGUUCCGGCCGCGCCUGUUGAAUGCGCGCAAUCGUAUGAUUCCCAUGGAGACCUGUCGCACGCUCUCGCACCGCUUGGACAUUGGCGAUUGGUGGCUUAUAUAUAUGCUUGGUCGCAAUCUGGAUCCGGUCAUAUAUAAAGAGGUGAUGGGCGAGUUUGCCAAGCAGGUGGAGCCAGCGAAAAACGAACGCAACAAGUAAACCAGCUAGCGAGAUAGAGCGAGACAGAGACAGAGACAGAGAGAGAAAGAGAGAAACUCUCUGGAUGAUUAAAUUCAUAAUUAUUAUUAUUUAGCACAAAUCAAGACAACUAGUUGAAGAAAAAAAGCAAGAAAAAGACAAUCUAUUCAAAUCCAUUUCCACCCACUCAACAAGAAAAAGAAGAAGAAGAAAGAAACUCUUAAUCAAUGAUCACAACUCAAAUUUAAAAAACUGUUCAAAUAUUUGAGCAUGAAAAAUAUUUC